Molecule: messenger RNA, 2004 nt
Organism: Ruditapes philippinarum (Manila clam)
Lineage: Eukaryota; Metazoa; Mollusca; Bivalvia; Venerida; Veneridae
Product: interferon-inducible GTPase 5-like
Exons: 2
Coding region: 139-1377 (412 amino acids)
Cellular component (GO): membrane
Molecular function (GO): GTP binding
Source: RefSeq, a predicted model, not a curated record
AUGCACCGUUCUACCAGGUAAUACGUGUAUUUUGCAGUUUAAAUUUCAUCUUCAGUGUUAUGAAAAUUCACUUAUCUCAAAGGAAGAUAUACUUAAUGAGCGCACACAUUUCAUAGACUGUACUGAAACAAACAACAAAUGGGUGCAUCAAAAAGUAAGCCUUUGUCGCCAGAAGUCAAAGAUCUCGAAGAAUUGGAUCCGGAAGAAUUUGAAAGCUUCAAGGAAGCUUUUAACAAUGGUGGAUUGUCAGAAUUGAAAAGAAAAGUGGAUGAAGACAUAGACAAGUGGAAAAAUGUUCCAGUUAAUAUUGCUGUCACGGGAAAUUCAGGGAAUGGCAAGUCAUCAUUCAUUAACAGUUUCAGAGGACUCAAAGCUUAUUCCGAGGGAGCAGCUAAAGUUGGUGUGGAUGAAACAACUUUUGAACCAAAGGAUUACAUGCAUCCAAUAAAUAAGAACAUUGUUCUUUGGGAUCUCCCGGGGGUCGGCACACAGAACUUCCCGAAAAAUACGUAUUUACAAGCAGUUGAUUUUCAUAAGUAUGAAUAUUUCCUCAUCAUAACAGCCACCCGUUUCACUGAGAAUGAUAUUUGGUUAGCAAAUGAAGUUCAAAACCUUGGUAAAAAAUUCAUUUUCAUCCGUACAAAGAUGAGUAUCGAUGUCUCAAAUGAUGGACAUGAUAACCCUGGAAUUUGUAAAGAUGACACAGUCAGUAAGGUACGACAAGCAAUGGCAAAGCAUGUUAAAGAUGCAGGUUUUGAAGAAAUCAGGGUUUUCCUUAUCGACAACCACUUUCCGCUUGAUUAUGAUUUUCCGGACCUCAUUGAAACAAUGAUUAAUGAAGCGCCAAAAUGGAAGCAAGAGGCAAUGACAUUAACAAUGACAAACCUCACUAAAAGUCUUAUUCAUCGAAAGAAAGAUGUUCUACAAAAACGAAUUAUGAAAGUAGCAAUAGUUUCAGCAAUAGGUGGAGCAGUACCUUUGCCAGGAGUGGGUCUUGUUGUUGAUUUAUCAAUCUUUAUUGAAGAAAUUCAUUUUUACAGAAAACAACUUGGCCUUGAUGACGAUUCUUUGCAGGAAAUUGCACGUUCACUGGAUACAACUGUUGAGCAUCUAAAAGUAGACUUGCAACUAAACAGUCAUUUUUUGGGUGCGUCAUUAAGAUCGAUUGCUGCCUUCGUGUCCACACUGGUUUUAUCAGAGGUUGCCGAAACGGUAUCCGCAAUUGCUAUUCCUAUUCUUGGAAGCUUUGUUGGUGCAAACAUAUCAUACGGCAGCACUGUUGCUGUUUUAAGGUCCAUAUUAGAUGCAUUAGUGUCGGAUGCAUUAGCUAUUAACAAACGAUUGAUGCAACAGCUGUCGGAACAAAGUUUUUCGUAAAUAAAACUUGGGAGGGAGUGGUAUCAACUAUAAUAAUAAAUUAUAUAAAUAUAUUAUUGUAUUUAAUUACAUUACAUAACAUAAUAUUAUAAUUGGGGCGUCCGUGGCCGAGUGGUUAAGGUCGUUGACUUGACCGCUGUGGGUUCGAAUCCCGACAGGGACUUGGAUUCCUUCAUGUGAGGAAGCUAUUCAGCUAGCUAACAAAACGUCGGUGGUUCUACUCAGGUACCCGUUAGAUAUUAUAUUAUAUUAUUAUAUAUGCUAAGGAGCUGUUACAAACAUUGUUUUAAAUAAUCAUUUUAAUUGUGUCGUUAACUGCUUCGCAAUAUUUGUUUCAUGUUAGAAAUUGGAACUGUUACUCCCUUUGAUAUUUUAUGGGACAGAUGUUUUUUUUGAAGAUAUACAUGUACUUAUGAGAAAUCAUUAUCAACUUGCUGCCCGACGGCGUCACGGGUCAAUAUGAAUUAUCCUAGCACAAUUUUCAAAUAAAAAACAAUUGAAAUUUCCUUUUACUUUUCAACCAAAUGAUUUUUAUAAUUUGGUCGAAUUUAGGUGAAUUUCAGACGAAAUUUUGAAAAUAUUUCCACAAAAUAUUAAUGUAUCUUUUUGUUAAAAUGGAGACUAAAU